Molecule: messenger RNA, 954 nt
Organism: Fulvia fulva
Lineage: Eukaryota; Fungi; Ascomycota; Dothideomycetes; Mycosphaerellales; Mycosphaerellaceae
Product: mRNA-decapping enzyme 1A
Exons: 1
Coding region: 1-954 (317 amino acids)
Biological process (GO): deadenylation-independent decapping of nuclear-transcribed mRNA; deadenylation-dependent decapping of nuclear-transcribed mRNA; positive regulation of catalytic activity
Cellular component (GO): P-body
Molecular function (GO): mRNA binding; enzyme activator activity
Source: RefSeq, a predicted model, not a curated record
AUGACUGUCUUCGUCAACAUUGACUUCGAUGGAGCCGGCAGCAACACAUCAAACAUGCCGCCGAAGAAGAAGGCGGGCAGGGCUGCACACCCUCCGCCACAGCCGCCAGCCGUCUCCGACUACGACACCGACACAGCCAACCUGACCGACAACAAUAUCAUCGACUCCAUACCCGCACCUCCGCCAGGUCGCUCCAAUGAACAGCUCAACUACAUGGUCUUGCGACGAUGGAUCCCGAACCUCGAAUCGAUCCUCGCCAUAGCACCAUUUGCAGUCCUGUACAACUUCUCACCAGAAACAGAGCAAUGGGACAAAUGCCCGACCCAAGGUUCGCUGUUCGUGCUGCAACUCACAGCGGAUCCCUAUCCACGCUACCAGGUCGUCAUCCUCAAUCGCAUGAAUAUGGAGAACUUGCAGUUGGAUGUUGCCAGCACGGACGACAUUGAGGUCACAAACGAGUUCAUCAUCAUUACUACGCCUGAUGAAGAAAGAGGGACAGUGCAGGUGCAGGGAAUAUGGAUAUACUCAGCUGGGGACAUUCCGACCGAGAACUCGAGGGAGGCUAUCGCGCAGACUGUGAUGGAAUGUGCGCAGAAAGCGGAGCAGUAUGCGCAGGACUUUGGACCACAGGACGAUGGGGCGUGUGAUGGAGCGCAGGAGCAGGACGGCCGUGAGCUAGGUGUGGGGGCGGAGAUACCUAUCCAGCAAGCCGAACCAGCAGGCCUGGAGCAGAUGCCACAAGAGCACAAGCUGGACCUUGCGACACUGUUCGGGAAGCCACAACUGCAGCAGCAAGGACCGACGUUCCCACCAAACGCGGAUACGGACUUCUUCAGAAAUCCAACGGGACCUCUCGCGCAGACCCAGCAGUUUGGCACACCCGUCGUGCAGCAGCCGCCGAACACACAGCAGAAUGCGUUGCUGGACUUGUUCAAGAAUGCGAAGAGAGGAUGA